Messenger RNA from Telopea speciosissima, 2972 nucleotides. Its product is annotated as putative disease resistance protein At5g47280. Gene Ontology annotation, biological process: defense response to fungus. The transcript has 5 exons. The record is from RefSeq and is a predicted model, not a curated record. Bases 1 to 2967 code for a protein of 988 amino acids. Gene Ontology annotation, molecular function: ADP binding. NCBI's taxonomy places the organism in Eukaryota, Viridiplantae, Streptophyta, Magnoliopsida, Proteales, Proteaceae.
AUGGCGGACGGAAUCAGCAGUUUUGUUGACAUAGCUAAAAAGCUUUUGCCUUUUAUAGCAGAAUGGAAGGAUAAGGCAAUCAAUUUCAAGAAAGACUUUGAACGGCUCCAAACUACUCUCGCAAGUGUGGUUCCUCAGUUUGAAGAAGGGAGGAGAUUGGAUUUAGAGUUAGACGAUCGUAACCGGAAUGAGCUUGAUAAAUUGAUUGAGAAGUUGCGGAAAGGACAAGAGCUCGUCAAGAAGUGCUGCAAUGUCCGGUGGUGGAACUUAUACAAGAAGAUCCUUUACUCCGGUAAGAUCACCGAUUUGGAUAAAGCCAUUUUUAGGUUCUGCCAGCUAGAGUUGCAGGCCGAAAUGUUUCGUGACCAAAAACAGCUUCGGGUCGAGAACAAACAGCUUCUGCUCAACAACAAACAAUUGGAAAGUCAAGUGGAAGCACUUUCGCAGAUGAUGCGUCACUCCCAACAGAUGAUGUGCGAUUUCCAACAAUCGUUAAGUAAGGUGGAAGGACUGAUUCGGCAUCAGGGAGGGAGUAUGGGUGAAGGUUCGAGCUCCGUCGGUAACGUGGGUGUGGGUUUGUUUCCUGCGAAAAAGCUUUUGGAUGUGAUAUUAGAAAUGAAGGAUAAAGCCUUCAAUUUCAGGGAAGACCUUGAACGCCUCCAAAAUACUCUCCAACGGGUGGUUCCUCUGUUUGAAGAAGGGAGGUUAUUGGAUUUAGAGUCAAACGAUCGUAAGACAAAGGGGCUCGAGAGAUUCAUUGGGAAAUUGAGGAAGGGAGAAGAGAUGGUCCAGAAAUGUUGCAAAGUCUCGUCUUUUAACAUCUUCCCGAAGAUCCGUUACUCCAGUAAGAUCCACAAUUUGAAUGAAACUAUUCUUAAUUUCUACUGGCAAGAGUUGCACGUCGAUCCCUGGUACGAAAGAGAGAAGCAAGUGCUCGAUAUCCAAAUCCAACAAUUGCUUCGUAAGUUGAAAGAAAUGACUCUGCAGCAGGAACGGACUGUGGGCCGCAUUAACAUUGCAGUUCCUGAGCUCCCAGAUCGUGUUGUUGGAUUCGAUUUAAGUCUCAGAGAAUUUAAGUUUGAAUUGUUAAAAGAAAAUGUGACUGUGCUUGGACUGUGUGCUCCUGUGGGAUGUGGGAAGUCCACGUUAGCUGCCAUGCUUUGUGGAGACGAACAAAUCAGAGGCAUAUUCAGGGACAAAAUAUUCUUUGUCACCGUUAAAAAGACUGCUACCACCUUGGAGAUCCUAAAGCGACUUAUUGAAGAGAUUGGUGGUGAGGUGCCUCACUCCAAUUUGAGUGAAGAAGAUGCAACUAAGCAAUUUCGACAGCUUCUGGAGCAGAGUUCAGAGCCAGUAAUGCUGGUCUUGGAUGGUGUUUGGGACGAAACAAUUAUUAAGAAGUUUUUCUCUGAAACGAAAGGAUAUAAGAUACUGGUUACAUCAAGAAAAGUUUUCAAAACAUAUGAUUCCAAACAUCAUUCUAAGCAUAUUUUGAAAACACUCAGUCACCAAGACUCCAUGACUCUGUUUCGUCAAAUAGCACUGCCUCAAGAUGGGAAUGAGGACUUUGAGCCAGAUGAGGAUCUUCUAAACGAGAUAGUAAAAUGCUGCGAUGGUUUCCCAUUCGCUAUUAUGGUGAUUGCCACAUCGCUGAACCAGCAGCCCGCAGAGAAAUGGGAAAACAUGGCUAGGAAACUGUUGGAAGGUUCCUCCAUUCUUGAUUUUGAUGAGAAAUUGCGGAAUUGUCUUGCAAGCAGCUUGGAUUCCUUGGAUGAUACAGUUCGAGAGUGUUUUAUGGACUUGGGUUCCUUUCCUGAAGACAGUAGGAUCCCUUUCUCUGCUCUGUUCGACAUUUGGUCUGAGCUCUAUGACCUAGAAGAUGAAAAUGCUGCCUUUGUCAAUCUUCUCGAACUUGCCUCUCGAAAUCUUAUUAGUUUGGUUGGAAGCAGGAAUUCUGCAAAGGAGAUUGAUGAGCUAUUUAUUACCCAACAUGAUCUAUUAAGAGACCUGGCUAUCUACCAGAGCCGGCAGGAGAGAAAAAGAAUUGUCAUGGACACAAGACAAGAAGGCAUUCCCGAGAACUGGAGAGAACAAGAGAACCACUAUCUCAAUGCCCGUCUUGUUUCUCUCUGCACAGGUGAAAUGUGUCCAGAAAGCUGGUAUGACUUGCAACUUCCCGGAGCUGAGGUGCUGAUUCUGAAUUUCUCUGGAAGUAACUAUGCCAUACCCCCAUUUGUGCAAAAGAUGAGGAAGCUAAAGGUUCUUGUCAUUGUAAACUCUGGACUGACCCAUGCCGAGCUAGGCAAUUUGAAAACUCUUACUGAUUUGGCUAAUCUAAAGAGGAUCAGGUUGGCCAAAGUCUCGAUUCCUCCCCUUCAUGAACUCACAAUGCCAUUGAUGAAUUUGCAGAAGAUAUCCUUAAAUAUGUGUUCUUUUGGCCAAUCUUUGAUGAAAUGCACCAUCGAUGUCGCCUACUUGUUACCUAAUCUUGUUGAGAUCGACAUCAGUUACAGCAAUGAUCUUGUGGAAUUGCCUCCGUGGAUCUGUGAUAUUAUCAAUUUACAGAAACUCAGCAUUACUUACUGUCCCAAGUUAUCUGCACUACCUGAGAGAAUUGGAUUCAUACCAGAUUUAGAGUUUUUAAGGCUGCAUGCAUGUCAUGGAUUGCCUGAGUUACCAGACUCGAUAAAAGGACUCAGGAAGCUGAGGUCCUUUGAUAUAUCUGAUUGUCAAGACUUAAAAAUGCUGCCUGACGGGUUGGGUGAGUUACAUUGUUUGGAAAAGCUUGACAUGAGAGGUUGCAUAGACUUGAAGACAUUGCCAUCUUCAGCCAUGAAGCUUGUUCAUUUAAAGGAAGUGCUCUGUGAUGAAGACAAAGUUAGUCUUUGGGAACCUCUAUCACCUAGUCUAAAAAUAAUUGUUUUGCGUGAAGAGCACAAUUUGGACUGGUUGGGGGUUGAUCUAUGACCAAU